Cyprinus carpio (common carp) is the source of this 1887-nucleotide messenger RNA. Its product is annotated as cordon-bleu protein-like 1. Gene Ontology annotation, molecular function: actin monomer binding. Lineage: Eukaryota; Metazoa; Chordata; Actinopteri; Cypriniformes; Cyprinidae. The transcript has 8 exons. The record is from RefSeq and is a predicted model, not a curated record. Gene Ontology annotation, biological process: signal transduction. The coding region runs from base 211 to 1179 and encodes 322 amino acids.
CGGCGCACACACAGGAAACAGAUUUGUUGAUGUCACAGCACUGGGCAUGUCCAUAAGGUAGGCUACUGACAACACUUCUAGAGGAUUACCAAAGCUAAAGUCUUUGCAUCCACUUUGGUCAUUUAGACCUCCUUUUGUUUUUAAACGGCACUUGUUGGAAGGACCCCCCCUUACUGAGGACUUCAGAUAGGUAAGCUACAGAACACACCAAUGGAUCCCAAAGAAGAUCUCAUGGACAGGGACAUCACUCUGACUGUACUGCUCCCAGGAGGACAGGAGACCACAGCCACAGUGCAUGGAAGUAAACCAGUUAUGGAUGUUCUGGUUACACUGUGUGCUCGACACCAUCUCGUUCCAUCAGAUCAUGUCAUAAAGCUUAUUUCCACAAAUCAAAACCACAUCAAUUUCAAACCCAACUACAUGAUUGGCUCUCUUGAAUUUGAAAGAGUUGUCCUGCAAACCAAAGGAAGUGAUAACAAGAAGAAACCUCAUGUUCCUGUGGCAACAGUUCGUCUUCUGAUAAACUACAAGAAGUCCCAUAAGGCAGUAGUACGGGUCAAUCCUACAGUGCCGCUGGCCGAGCUGAUGCCCACAGUGUGUGAGAAGUGUGAGUUCAACCCUGAUACAACCAUCUUUCUGAGGACAUAUCAGUCAGAGGAACCUCUGGAUCUCACCCAAACACUCAAUGACUAUGGAAUCAGGGAGCUGUAUGCCAAAGACAUUAAAGGUGGUGAUGAAGAACAGAAAUCCCUAGUCAAAGAAAAGACCCACAGAGAGAAGGGAAACAAAGGUUUCUUUGGAUUAUUCAAGAAGAACAAGAAAACACCUGAGCAGGCUGUGACUGGCAGUGCUCCCAUCUCUCUUGAACGGAACGGCCAAUGUGCAGACAGGGUGAACGGUGUUAAUGGCCACUUAACCUUACCCAUGGUCACUGCCGACAUGCCAAAGAAGAGACGCGCUCCACAGCCUCCUUUGACGGUGUCCCAGAGUGUCACUUGUGGACUUCAGACCAGAGAUUUUUCCAACCUAUCAGAGAGUAACUCUGCUGGAAAACAGGGUCAGCUCAGUCGUAUCUCUUCCACUGAGUCCUCCCUUAAAAGGACUAAACGGAGAGCUCCGCCCCCACCAUGUGAUGGCCCCACCCCAUCCGAGUCAGAUAACAAAGGAGGGGGCGCCUAACAGGCAGCGCAGUCUCCUUUCCUCCUCCUCUCCUCCAUGCAUGCUUAUCUGUUCCUGCUUUCAUUGGUGAUGGGCUAUUUGUCCUCUGUGUCUUUACAUAGCCUUCAUGUCUUAUGCACAUUGCACUGAACUUAAGUUCUUGUUGAGUCUUGUUCUGUUGUUUAAUUGGCUUCCAUGCUUAAUGUCACUCCCUCUUGCUUUAAACUGUAAUGUGUCUUUUUCACCUUGUUAGUUAGUGUAAAGACAAUGUAGUAUUCUAGAGGAUAAAGUAAUGCAUUCUCAGGUCAAUAACAGUCAGAGUCAAUUUAUGCCUUAGACAGAUGGAUUUUAUUAUUGUUUGUAGGUUCAAAUGUUUUUAAUAUAAAGUUAUUUCAGUGUUUGUGUAAUCUGUAGCAAUUUAUCACAAUAAUUGUGCCUUGAUUUUGAGCCACAGCUCCCAAGAAGGUUGUAAUCAGUGUUUGAUAUUUUUAUCUACGUAACUGCAGUUCAACUUUAUUAAGUUCAAUGUGUUUUUUUUUUUUUUAUUACAUGUUGGGGUCAUAAGGGAUGCUUUUGAGAAUAAAAUCUUAAAUUAUUAAAAAUUCAGAAAUUCCAAAUGAAUUCAUCAGCCACAAAUAAAUCAACAUUUUUAAUUAAAGUUUUGCCCUUUUGCUUUUUGUUAGAAUAAUUUUAAUGUUAUAUUUGUCAUCAACAUUCUGUGUGCUUGUG